CAGUGCACAGAUACAGAGCAGGUCCUGGUCGGGGUCUCUCUUCUUCUCUCCAGAAUCCCCCUUUAUCCCCAGGGUCUCUCCUUGUCCUGGACGAUCUCCUCCAGCUCCUCCACCAAGGAUGGACAGGAAGGAGAUCAGCAGAAGAAUAUUAGACCUCACCUUGGAGAUCAUCUCCCUGCUGAGCGGAGAGGAUUAUACCCUAGUGAAGAAGACAUCAGGGAGGACUCCCAUCAUCCAGGAAUCAGGAGGGUGGACCCCCAUCACAGAGCCUCCCCCCCUGAUACAUGAGCAGAAGAUCCUAGAAUUCACCCACAAGAUGAUGGAGCUGCUGACUGGAGAGGUUCCUGUAAGGUGUCAGGAUGUGGCGGUGUAUUUCUCCCUGGAGGAGUGGGAGUAUAUAGAAGGACAGGCGGAUCUGUACGAGGAGGCCAUGAUGGAGGAGCUCCGGCCUCUGACAUCUCCAGGUUCUGAUUCCAGGAGGAGAAAUCCCCCCAAGAGAUGUCCCCGUCCUCUGUACUUUUGGAAUGAAAUAAAUUUAUCAACUUCAUGGUUUGAACAGGAAAUCAUGAAAUCUAUCUUUAAUCCUAACAGGAAAUCCCAAUAA
This is a messenger RNA of Bufo gargarizans (Asiatic toad), 604 nucleotides long. Its product is annotated as gastrula zinc finger protein XlCGF66.1-like. The record is from RefSeq and is a predicted model, not a curated record. The transcript has 5 exons. Gene Ontology annotation, biological process: regulation of DNA-templated transcription. Bases 119 to 604 code for a protein of 161 amino acids. NCBI's taxonomy places the organism in Eukaryota, Metazoa, Chordata, Amphibia, Anura, Bufonidae.